Molecule: messenger RNA, 1344 nt
Organism: Ectocarpus siliculosus
Lineage: Eukaryota; Phaeophyceae; Ectocarpales; Ectocarpaceae
Source: the annotation of a GenBank genome assembly
AUGUACCGGGAGCAGGAGGCCGAGGAGCACAGUGAGGACGAGGACUACGAGGGUCCCGGGAAGUUCGACGCGUUCGAACGCCCUGCCUUCAAGAGACGGACCAUCAAGACCCGAGCCAUCCAGUGGGCGCUAGAGGACCGAAGGGACCACGCCCAGGGGGGCGGCAUCAAGUACACCGGCGACAAGAUCACCCAGCAAAUGAGCAGGUACGCGACGUUCAAGGUGGACCCCAACCGGCCACAGACGAUCGAGGUGACACCCAUCGAUGAGUGGUGGCAGUUCAAGAAGGCUCCAAAGGAUACGGGGAAGAACAUGACGGUCAAGGAGGCUGAGGAGCUCAUGAAGAAGCAGGAGAACUUUCUCGGCCCUCUGUCGCUGGCCAACAGGAUCUUGGGCAAGAAGAGCCUGGAGGCUGCGGCGAAGGAGAAGGCGGAGCAAUCUCGGUACGGAGGCCUGGACCAUGAGGACACUCAGGUUUUGAAGGAGGCCGGGAUGAAGCUGGCGAGCCCCGAGGAUACGCAAGCCGUAGAUGGCUUCGGUGACGGGAGCGGAUCGGACGGCGGCGCUGGGGAGAUCGAAAAAGGGGAGGUGGACUCGGACGCGGGGGGCGAGGACGAUGACUUCGGUGACGAGGUUCGGAGCGACGACGAGGAGGAAGUCGGAAACGACGACGCGAACGAAGGGGGUGGAACUCUUCACCAGGACGACGAGGACCUGAACGACUCCGACGACGAGCACCUCACGGACGACGAGCACCAUGAGCUGCAGAAGCUGUCCCGCUCCGUGAACGCGGAGGGCGGCCAUGUGGAAGAAGAGGACGACUACACCGUUUCAGGGGACAUCGGGAGAGCAUCCCCUACCGUACCCCCCCCUGGAAACCCAAAGCCCGCCGCCGGUGCUCCCGCGGGAGACGGCGCUGACUCAUCGGCAGGAGGAGGAGGAGGAGGAGGAGGAGGAGGGGGUUCGGGCAAACGAGGAGCUAGCGCAAUGGAGGUGGGGGGAGGGGAAGGGGGGGGCUCCGCGGGGGGACGGGCGGGGGGACGGGCGGGGGGUACGGGGUCGGGGGGUGAGGGAGGGAGCGGAAGCAAGCGCGCGAGAACGGCGCAGAAGAAGGGGGCGCAGGAGAUCAACCAGGCGAACGUGGUGGCGACGCUCAAGCGCUACGGCGGGCGAUUGGCCAGCAAGGCCCUUCUGGGGCAUUUCGUGGCGGCUCUGAAGGCGGACGGCAAGAAGAACAAGGAGGCGGCGGUGGCCAACCUUCGGGCGAUUCUCAAGAAGGUGGCAACGAAGGUGGACGACGCGAUCGAAGGCACCGUGUGGGUUCUCAAGAAGCACUUCAGCUGA